AACAAAAUAAAAACUCGGGGUUUCCCGCUGCGUGCUUCGUCUCUGAUGUCUGCUCUCACUCGUCGUCGAUCCUCCGAUUCCUCCUCUCCGUCUUCUCUUUUCUUUCUCUGUCUUCCACCACUGCAGUUUUCUCCCUUAUUUUCCCCAUAACUUCUAUGUACGACUGAUACGCGUCCACCUCAUUUGCUUCCUUCCAACUUGCGGUUCCAUAUAGGCAUAAUCUGCGACAAGUUUAGAAUUAAGAUCUCUAGGGUAUCCACGGCAUUUUGAUUAUUUUUUCUUCCAGGAUUUGCUUUUUGAUUGACGUGACUUUACAAGGAAUUAGAGUUUGAAUUCCCCCUUUUUCUCUUCUAGGAAUAUCUCUAUUCCCCUAGUUUCAUGAAAAAAGAUUCGUUUUGCUCCUGCUAGUUUAUUAAUUUCUUUGAGGUUUGUGAUUUGGAAUUGUCAUUAUUUUAUUAUUAUUAUUAUUAUUACUAUUAUUAGUAAUUUUAGUUUCGGGGCUUACCUGGUUCGACCUUAAUUUUGAGAUUUGGGGAUUGGAGGAGGGAAAGAGAUAAACAGUAGGAGAUUGCCCUAGAGCUUAUUAGCUUAUCGGUUCGAAAGUUCUUUUUCCUUGAUAGAACCGGAGAAGGUAAUUUGAGUUCUUUUGUUCCCUAGCUGUUAAUUUGUCGUCGGAAUCAACCAUGGCCUCUUACAGGCCUUUUCCUCCGCAAUCGUCGUAUGGUCCACCUCCGAGUCAAAACCCUAUAGCACCAGGACAUCCACCUCAACAACGUGGAAAUCAGUACAAUCAGAGCUGGGGUUAUGGUGGAGGCGAUGGUAGUAUGCCGUCAGCUCCUUCUACUUCUUUUCCCCAGAACUACAACCAAAUGGCCCCAAAUUCUAAUUAUCAUCAUGGUGGAUAUGGAUCAUCAUCAUCUUCACAGCAUUAUGGUGCUCCGAGAAGUCAACAACCCCCUCCCCCUCCUCCUUCCCAUCAACAGUAUCCAUAUCAGCCACCACCUCCUCCCCCACCUGAAACUUCUUACCCGCCUCCACCACCUCCUCCGCCACCAGCAACUUCAAUGCCGCAACAAAAUUCAGCUAACUUGCAGCCUCCACCACAUCCUCCUCUGUAUUAUCCUUCUGGUCAGUUCCCUCAGUAUGACCAGCAGCCACCUCCACCUCCUCUGUCUCCGCCACCAAGUUCUUCUGUUCCACCUCCACCUCCUCCAAGUUCACCGCCAUCGGCUGCAGCUCCUCCGCAAAGUCAAAUUAAGGAUGAGAGGCGAUUGCACGACCGCAAUAAAGGGCCCAUGCCAUCCGGUAGGCGUGAUCAUGAACAUUCACAUCAUGUGAUGCCUCAUAAACAGCAGAAGCCCGCUGUUCCUGCAAUGCCACCAAAGAAAUCAAAUGGGCCUCCUGGGAGGAUUGAGACAGAGGAGGAAAGGAGGUUGAGAAAAAAGAGAGAAUUUGAGAAGCAAAGACAGGAAGAAAAACACAGGCAGCAGCUGAAGGAAUCACAGAAUAGUGUUCUGCAAAAGACCCAAAUUUUGUCAUCUGGGAAGGGGCAUGGUUCAAUUGUAGGAUCGCGAAUGGGUGAAAAGAGGACCACUCCACUAUUGAGCGGUGACAGAAUUGAAAAUAGGUUGAAAAAGCCCACGACCUUUUUGUGCAAGCUGAAAUUCCGAAAUGAACUUCCAGAUCCAAGUGCACAACCCAAGCUUAUGGCAUUCAAGAAAGACAAAGAUCAAUAUUCGAAGUAUACAAUCACAUCUCUGGAGAAAUUAUAUAAGCCCAAACUUUUUGUGGAGCCAGAUCUUGGGAUACCUCUGGACCUGCUUGAUCUCAGUGUUUACAAUCCUUCCGGCAUCAGACCACCUCUUGCUCUGGAAGAUGAAGAAUUAUUGCGAGAUGAUGAAGCGGUAACCCCUGUUAAAAAGACCGGCAUAAGAAGAAAAGAAAGGCCUACUGAUAAAGGUGUUGCUUGGCUUGUUAAAACACAAUACAUAUCUCCUCUGAGCAUGGAAUCAACAAAACAGUCUUUAACUGAAAAACAAGCAAAAGAACUUAGAGAGAUGAAGGGAGGCCGCAAUAUUUUGGAAAAUUUCAACAAUAGGGAAAGACAAAUCAAGGAAAUAGAAGCUUCAUUUGAAGCAGCUAAAUUACCCCCUGUUCAUGCAACCAACAAAAAUUUGUAUCCUGUUGAGGUUCUGCCUCUGCUGCCUGAUAUUGAAAGACAUGAUCACCGGUUCGUUGUUGCUGCAUUUGAUAGUGCUCCAACAGCUGAUUCAGAAAUUUACAGCAAGUUGGAGAAAUCUGUUCGUGAAGCCCAUGAAUCGAGGGCAAUUAUGAAAAGUUAUACUGCAACAGGUGCAGAUCAUGUAAAUCCUGAGAAAUUUCUGGGAUACAUGGUCCCGACACCUGGAGAGCUGUCAAAGGAUAUGUAUGAUGAAAGUGAAGAUAUCUCAUAUUCUUGGGUUCGGGAAUAUCUCUGGGAUGUUCGAGGUGAUGAUGCAGAUGACCCUGCUACAUACCUGGUUUCUUUUGAGGAAUCAGAAGCACUAUAUUUGCCUCUACCAACAAAAAUCCUGUUGAGAAAAAAGAGGGCUAAAGAGGGAAGAUCUACUGAUGAGGUUGAGCAAUUUGCAGCACCUUCAAAAGUGACUGUAAGGCAAAGGCCAACCGUUUCGGCAAUUGAACGGAAGGAUUCUGUGGGUUACACAAACAUAAAGGGAAGUUCUUCAAAGAGAAGGGCUUUAGACAUGGAUGACGAUCUGGAACAGCAACAUAGAGUUGCAAUGCACCAGGAUAAUUAUCAAUCUAGUGGAGCGGAGGAUGACAUGUCUGAAUGAGCCUUUGAAGUUGAAGCAAACGUUGCUGCCUCAAAUCAAAAUUUGCUCGAUGAAGUUCUGGCCGCGGAGUUAGCAGCAGAUAGUCGAUUUGACCUGACCCAGAGUGUUUCAGUGGGAGGAGGAGGAGACGAUCGAUCCUAUAAUUUGUCCAUUAAAUCCACACCCAUAUACUUCCUGAUUGUAGGCAGUUUCAAGUUAAAUCAUCGAGCACAUUCCCCUGAUACUAUCAUGUACUAUCUACGAUAAUGUUUCGUGAAAAUUAGUAUUUUAACAUCUCAACUCUAAAGUCUUUCACACGUUGGCAAUGGAGAGAGAAUUGACAAAAGCCACAGGGGAAAUGAUUCUCUCUUGGGACUGGCGAGCAAUAAACUAAAAUGCAAGCUUCUAUGCUGGAUGCACCUAAUGGGUUGUGAGAAUAAUGGAGGACGCUGAUCCAGCUUGUGAAUUGCAGAGGAAGUCUUCUAAAUGAAGUGCUUGUGCCCAGUUUGUUUUCUUCAGCUCAGUGAUAAGAAAUGAUAGUUGACUCUCAGCCGCUGCUCAUUGAACAAAAGAAAAUAACAGCGCAUGUGUCCAAUUUCCACUGUAUAAGCUGUACAAGCCAUUUCUACUUUUCAAUUUUCGCAGCAUUCUGAAGUUGCUGACUUGCUAUCAUUUAAUUUCAACCCAUGAUGUAUUAUUAUUAAUCUAUAGUUGGUCAACAAUGAUUUUAUGUAUUGCAAUUUUGUUAUUUUAAUCA
This is a messenger RNA of Prosopis cineraria, 3570 nucleotides long. RefSeq names its product protein PAF1 homolog. Gene Ontology annotation, cellular component: Cdc73/Paf1 complex. NCBI's taxonomy places the organism in Eukaryota, Viridiplantae, Streptophyta, Magnoliopsida, Fabales, Fabaceae. The record is from RefSeq and is a predicted model, not a curated record. Gene Ontology annotation, biological process: transcription elongation by RNA polymerase II. Gene Ontology annotation, molecular function: RNA polymerase II complex binding; chromatin binding. The transcript is spliced from 12 exons. The coding region runs from base 684 to 2834 and encodes 716 amino acids.